UUUCUGAGUGCAGCAAAUCUAUUAUUCAUGAGUCUUUUGCAUAUGGAAGAUGAACGAUUUUCGUUCAGUGUUGGUGGUGACAUUUCGGAGAAGAUAGUGCUGAUUGAGCUUGUACCGAGUAUUGCAGGUGUUGAACGUGUGACAACCGGUGUUUGGAUCUGGAACGAGCCAAUAAUACUGCGAACUGAUCGAGGUUAUCGAUUGGCUGUAUUCCUGAUUGACACACAAGGCAUCAUGGAUAAAACACAAUCGUUUGGUAAUUGCGCUGCUAUUUUUGGACUUUCAACCAUGAUCAGUAGUAUACAGGUUAGUAUUUAUAAUGUGAUGAAGCUGAUUAACGAAAGUCAUCUGCAAAGUUUAUCAGUAUUCAGUGAUUUCGGACGAAGUGUUCAGCCUGAAAAAGUUAAGACUGGUGACUCACAACGAGAUCGUCUUCAGAGUCUCGUAAUUGCAGUUCGUGAUUAUCAGUUCGCAGAUAGUUAUCCGUACGGCCAAGAAGGUGGUAAACGAUACUUGGAGAGCGUCCUAAAGUGCUCGGGUAAUGAUGAAGGCGCAUUGACGCGGCAGCGACUCGAGGAUUGCUUCAAUCGCAUCGGUUGCUAUUUGUUGCCACAUCCUGGUCUGAAGGUUACCGAGAACCCGCUUUUUGAUGGCGAUAUUUCUGGUGAGUUCAUCGAACAGCACCUUAGCGAAUGA
Messenger RNA from Anisakis simplex (herring worm), 696 nucleotides. NCBI's taxonomy places the organism in Eukaryota, Metazoa, Nematoda, Chromadorea, Rhabditida, Anisakidae. The record is from the annotation of a GenBank genome assembly.